AUUACGAUGACUACAUUAUGGCUUCAUUACCAUUUCUGAGGUCCUCAUUUAUUCCGUCUCCGCCGUUAGAUUCUGAUUUUGCUUCCUCUUCUGUACAUUCUCCGCUGAUGUACUGACUGAAGCAUCCAUCAAACACCUCCGAACAAUUCAACUCUUCCGCCGAUGACGAGUAUUCUGGCGAGACACCCUCCGUCUCUGCCGCCGGCGGUUGGCGACGGUUUUAAUAUUACUUCUACUCUCAAGGGAUCCGAUUGCAGAAUCCUCUGUUUCGGGUACUCAAAUUCGGACCCCCAAAUCCGUGCCCGCUUCAGCAGCGCUCGCAGACAGAGGCGAUUUAGGGUUUCGUGGCCCGUUCUAUCUGGUAAAUUGGACGAUGGCGUUGAAGGAGAUGAUGAAUCUGACGAGGACGGUUCGAACCGGGAAGAUUCUGAAGAGAAUAGAAUUAAACGUGUUAACAGUGACAAACUAAGAGAAAAUCUUGAAAAAAUUGUUGGGGUGGAUGACUCCAGAUUCAGUGGGAUAGAUCUCGCAACUCUUAUACGGAAUAAAUAUGGGAGGUCGUAUGAUGUUCAAUUGAUCAAGAAGGAGUUCAUGGGCAGAAAUCUCCUUGCUAUGAAUGUCAUGUGGAAGUACAUGGAGCAGAGAUCAUUUCCACUGACCGAAGAAGAGUACAUUUUGAGGCUCGAUGACGUGGCAACUAAUUUAAGAUGUUGGGGAGCUGUCUCGCAUGUCCGAAGCACUCUUGAGAAGUCGAAAGAACGGCCUCGGAUUGGAAAGGCAGUGACAAUGUAA
Messenger RNA from Erythranthe guttata (spotted monkey flower), 792 nucleotides. Lineage: Eukaryota; Viridiplantae; Streptophyta; Magnoliopsida; Lamiales; Phrymaceae. The record is from RefSeq and is a predicted model, not a curated record.